AAUUUACAGAAUCGGCAGGCAGUGAUUAGCAGUGGUGAGAAAACAACUUGGAGGAAGGUACGCGCGGCUUCGGUGAUCGUCUCUUUCAUUGGCAAGUUUCGCACAAGACGAGUACGAAGCAAAGACUUGGUUAUAGAGAUGUAUCUGACUCCUGCCACCCUCUAUGCUCUCAGAUUAUCCUUUCAGCAGGGAGCCGUAUCGUCCGUGUUCCGUAAGAAUAUGGUUGAACGUAAUAUCACAACGUCCGCAUUUAUUCUUGCGACUGUCGGCUUAUCUAUGAGCAUAUUUUCUGUGAGAAAGAUGCUGAGCUCUAAACACCAUGGUCAUUUGUAACAACGUCGUACAAAUCAGCAGCAACAAAUCAAUUCCAAAGAGAGGUCGAGAAGGAAGGGUUUUCGUUAAAAUGAUUCAUCUAAUCUGAUCAUCGUAAAUCCGUGUCCUGCGACGAAAGUUUGUCAUCGAAUGUUGAAAUAUCGGCCAAAUCGGAGUAUUUCUUUAUAAUUGCAAUUUGCAUCCGACAUCAAGAAUCUUGUGUCAUUUGGAUGUUUUAACUAUCAUCAUGAUUGAUUUUCGUCUAAGCAUGUUAAAUGUACACGUGAUUUUGUAUUUUAGUACUCAUCUCGAGAUUUUCCGAAGAGAUUUUAAAUACACAAAGUAUACUUAAGAAUCGAGUAAUACGCUUGGAUGUAAAUCAGCCAAUUGUGUUAGAAGCUUCUUUAUUUGUUUGAUAAAUUGUGCGAGACUGAAGAAUGAAUUGGACGGUAAUCGAUUUGUAAAAACUUAUUUUAAGAAUGUCAUCAAUGGUUCAUUGCGAUUGUUGCUGCAAAAUACUUCACGAACGCUGAUUGUUAAGUUGUAUAAGCACAACAUUGUACACUUGUAUAGAUUGUAUUCAUUUUGUCGUAGUCGAUGAUACAAACAUUUUGCCAUGCAAGUUAUCAACAAAUUUUUAUGUGUAGACUUUAUGUUUUUUACCUGUCCUCUAAUUCCCCAAAUUUUGUUCACGUUCUUUUAGUAAAAUGUUAUCACUUAUCUAAGCAUUGAAUUGUAACAUGUAGAUGUUAGGACACUAAACAAAGAUGUCAUAUUUACGUGUUCUUUUUAAAUAUCGUGACUUCGUUUUAAUCUAUUCGCCACCGAGGACUAGUAAAAGCAACAAAUUCAUAUUUAUUAGACUUAACAUGUACAUUUAUUUAUUUAUUUAUACAACCUCACACUCGAUAUUCUCAUGUAACAUAUCUCGUCUUUAUUCUUCGACACAUGCAUUCUAUCAAUCUCUCAAUCUUUCGUUCCGUUAUUCAUUUAGAUGAUUUUAUGCACACAGGGAAACGAUCGACGAGAUUAAAUUGCUGACACAUCGCUCGUUAAAUGAAUUUCACGUUUCUUUAAUCAUGUAAAAAAAUAUCGGAUUUCUAGAAAUUAUCAUUUUUUAGUCGAUCCUUCCCUUUUAUGCACGCGGUUUAUCAGCACACAAGAUACAUAAGUAUAAGCUAUAGAAUUAAAAGAUUCGUGAUCGUCGGACCGCUCAAUUAUUCGGCGGGUCAAGACACGCUGUGAAUAUACCUUGCAAUAAAACUGAAGGAUAAAACAUAACGAUGAUCAACGAUACGACGCAAUUAACAAUGGUAACAAUUUAAAGAAUUUUUCAAGGAAAGAAGUAUGUAGAUAUAGAAAAGGUGUCACAUACAAAGGAUGAAUUGUAUCUCGAACUUAAAAAGAGAUAGAAAAAAGUAUUGGUAUUGGAGUAAAAAGGUGAAUGGUUUCGGGACGACACAUUAUUUGAUACAAAUGAUUCUUAGAACUAGAUGAGAGCGUCAAGGGAUCAUUAAACAAAACAAAAUGAGGUCAGUGACUUUUCUCUGCAUCUUUACCUAGAAAUCAUUUAUAUCAAAUUAUAUGCGCCGCCGAACAAUAUAUUCUUUUCUAUCUCUUACUAAAUUUGUGAUAGCGUCCAUUCUAAUUAUGUAACAUGCUCUAUAAACAACAGCGCUGAUAAUUGAACGAUUCGUGCGCGCGUGAAUCUCGACUAUUAUAAUUAAUCGACGUUCUUGUACUUAUAAAAAAACAACUUUGGCAAUUGCUACGCUUAACAUACUUUGGCAAAUUAAACGCGUCUCUCAA
Molecule: messenger RNA, 2121 nt
Organism: Ceratina calcarata
Lineage: Eukaryota; Metazoa; Arthropoda; Insecta; Hymenoptera; Apidae
Exons: 3
Source: RefSeq, a predicted model, not a curated record